Messenger RNA from Esox lucius (northern pike), 2743 nucleotides. It is a transcript of the gene nabp1a, whose product is annotated as nucleic acid binding protein 1a. Gene Ontology annotation, molecular function: DNA binding. The record is from RefSeq and is a predicted model, not a curated record. The transcript has 6 exons. Gene Ontology annotation, cellular component: SOSS complex. Bases 1052 to 1708 code for a protein of 218 amino acids. NCBI's taxonomy places the organism in Eukaryota, Metazoa, Chordata, Actinopteri, Esociformes, Esocidae. Gene Ontology annotation, biological process: mitotic cell cycle checkpoint signaling; response to ionizing radiation; double-strand break repair via homologous recombination.
CGGGUAUAUCUAUUCCACCAGCGAAACACGUUGACGUAGUUGGGGCAUUGUUCGAAGAUCAGUAGGAAGUGUACCACCGGUUUCUAGUGUUCAAAUUGCGGAAUGAAGGAUUUAGAAAAACACGUAGACAUAAUUCAGAUAUCAUAGCUAAUAGGAACUUUGGAACGACCGGCCAUUUAUUAGCUAAAGACACGAACGAGUUUCUGUUGCAACAAAGCUGUAACAAAGUUGGACAGCCAAUGUUAGCAACUACGUUAGCUUUGUAGCGCGGUUAGUUAGCACUAGUUUAUCCAUCAAAUACUAGAAAUGAGACCGAUAACGUUAACUAACUGUGUCUCAUUGACAAUUCAGCCAAAUCUUCGUCUCAAUAGAAAAGGUCAACCGUGUUUGCUUUCGAAAUAGCUACGGUUGUUAAUAAAACAACUAUUGAACAGGCUUGUAAAAGCUCACCAGGUAUUGCGAGAAUAACAUCCAAGAGAAUAGUACAGUAACGUUAGCAGUAUACUCACUCAUGAGCGAAGCACGGAAUUGUCAGCCGUUAGCAAUUUAUUGGCUAAACUGUUAGCUUUCUCGUUCAUAUUGUCAGUUGACCAUACACGGGUGUAUUCGGCAAAUACAUGGCACAGUAAGCCUCGGUUGUACUUAAGUUAGCUAUCUUGAUUCGGUUAGUUUCAGUUCAUCUGAAAUUGUCCUAGCAAGUAAGAGUACCGAAGCUAAGCGAAGUAGAUUACAAUAAAACGGGAUAAAUUGGCUAACGACGUUACAAUAUUGUAUAACCCACUUUGAAAAGCGAAAGUACUGUAGCCUGCUAAUAUCAUCAAGCUUAAGAAGCUAACGUUAGCUUGGUUAAUACGUAACAUCGACUCAUGUGUUUCAGAGUGACAAACAGUUUUUCCUAAAUAACUUUUUUUAUAAAUUGCAAGUAAGAUAUGACAGUCCCUUUAUGUUGAAAACUAGCUGGCUAGUUUACUGAGCUAGUUCACCGAAUGCUGCUAGCUAACGAUUGUUGCAUAGCUUGCUAAUUUGGCACGUUCCCUACUGCAUUGUAAAGAUGUCGAACGCCAUAAACGAAGGUCUUUUCUUGAUAAAAGAUGUGAAGCCUGGAUCGAAAAAUUUGAAUAUUGUUUUCAUUGUUUUAGAAAUAGGACGUGUAACCAAGACGAAGGAUGGGCAUGAGGUGCGCUCCUGCAAGGUGGCAGAUAAAAGUGGGAGCAUUGCCAUCUCUGUGUGGGACGAGCUGGGCAGCCUUAUUCAGCCUGGGGAUAUUAUCCGUCUGACCAGAGGCUACGCCUCCAUCUGGAAGGGCUGUCUUACUCUGUAUACUGGAAGAGGUGGAGACCUGCAGAAGAUCGGAGAGUUUUGCAUGGUGUAUUCUGAAGUGCCCAACUUCAGUGAGCCAAACCCAGACCUUCUAGCCCAGAAGAACCAACAGAACAAGACGGGGAAAGCUGAUCAGAGGGGGAAUUCUCCACCUAAUCAGAAUUCAGGUACACCUGCGCAGUCAGGUAAUGGUGCCCCGGUACCAUUUUCCAGUACCAACAACUCUCCAGCUGCCCCUCGUGACCCCGCUUUUGGGGGCGUGGGAAGGACCAAUGGCCGUUCCCUUGGCAACAGUGCCCCUCCAGUGUCUAUCGGGGGAGCCCCCAGUGCCCCUAAGCCUUCGGUCACCAUUAGCAAUGGCAGGGACCCCAGACGGGCCAAGAGAUAAAACUGGCAUUAGGGGAACCUUUCCCUUUACUUACGCUGAACCCGCCUCUUCCCCCUCUCAUACAUUCAUCGUUUAACGAGACAGACUUUUUGAAAAAUACAUGUUUCUGUGUGCCACUUAUGUACAGUAGCUUAACCCAGACAACAUUGUUGUUCUCUAGUUGAGCUGAUGUAUUUUGGUUGUGCCAUCGGUUGCAUAAAGCACCUCACCGAAUUAUUCUGAACAGAAAAUGAACACAGUAGCAGACGUGAAAACUGUGCAUAUGAAGUAUGUUCAACCUUCCACCAUUGCCAUGCCAAUUCUGUGCCAGUGUUGACACUUCUCGUGGUGCCUCCCUCCCCCAUUUUGUUGGCUGAAACUAUACACCCUACUUGAACACUAGAUGCACUUUCUUCUAUUUAAGUUAUAGUGAAAAUCAUUGCUGUCAUUUAAUUCAGGAACUGACUACUGCGGAUGGGGUGAUCCUUAAGCAGAAAAAUGGCUUUUUGGACAGAGUGAAUUCUCUUGAAGAACCCUCUCAAAAGGCUGAUUCAAGCCAUUCUCAACCAAAAUGUAAUCAAAGUGACUGUGUGAAAGGGAAGGUGAUAGAUUUUUUUUAACUGUUAGACUUACAGUAGAAGAUAACGGAUAAAUCAUUAUCAGAAUGAGUUUUCCAGUUGUGAGCAAUACAUUUGUUAGGUGGGACCACUAAGAACUACUGGCAAGGGAGUCACCAAAUUAAAUUUAACAACUUUUUUGUUUUCCAGUUUGUGUAUAAAAUCUGAUACAGCACAGCUAGUGAGGUGGUGAAUGAGUGUGUUUUCACCAUGUACCUUAUGCUGUCAAAUGUAAGUUAUAAAUGGUGGUUCUAAAGAACAGUGGACAGAACCUGGUAUUUUGGAUGUUAUGAGGUUAAAGCUGGCCAUAAGGCUAAUACCCAGUGGUUUUCUAUGUUUAUUAGUCACAUGCAAAGGAUACAUAAGGCAAACAAUACAAUUCUUACUUGCUGGUUCCUGCUCGAUAAUGCUAGAGAAAUAAAUCACUUUACUUAAAGUA